CGCCUUUCCCCGAUGUUGGCGGCAGGAGUCGUCUCUUCUUGUGUGCGUGUUGUCAGGUGUAGCAGGAGGAGGAAGUUACCUGCCGGCUCCGUCACACUGAUCCCGCAGAGAGCGCACCGCGUCACGCAGCACGGGGACACAGCCCACUGACCUGAGAGAGGCCAGCUCUGGGAAUUGUGGGAGGUGAAGUCUAGUCUCACUAUGUUGUCUUCCUUCCAAGGGAAGCUGGAGCGAAAUGGAGAGGCUAAGAAGUCAGUGGUCUGUAUUGAGGGGAACAUUGCCAGUGGGAAAACUACAUGUCUGAAUUACUUCAGCCAAACCGGCAACAUAGAGGUCCUAACAGAACCCAUCUCAAAAUGGAGGAAUGUCCGUGGCCACAACCCUCUGGGUCUUAUGUACCAGGAUCCUGAGCGCUGGGGCAUCACAUUGCAGACAUAUGUUCAACUCACCAUGCUGGAUAGACACCUGUCACCUAUCUCAGCUCCUGUCAGGAUGAUGGAAAGAUCCAUCUUCAGUGCCAAAUACAUCUUCGUGGAGAAUCUCUUCAGAAGUGGGAAAAUGCCUGAGGUGGACUUUGCAGUUCUCAGCGAGUGGUUUGAUUGGAUCACAACAAACAUAUACCUUCCCGUUGAUCUGAUUGUGUACCUGCAGACGACUCCUCAGAAAUGUCAUGAGAGGCUGAAGCAGAGGUGCAGAGAAGAGGAGAAGGUCAUUCCAUUGGAGUAUCUUGAGUCCAUUCACCAGCUGUAUGAGGACUGGCUCAUCAAGCGCACCUCCUCCCCUCUUCCUGCUCCUGUUUUGGUUAUUCCAGCUGACCAUGACCUCAAUGAGAUGCUGCACCAGUAUGAAGAAAACCGUGACAAAAUACUACCUGCUGGCUACCUGUGAAACACACACACGCACACGCACAUGCACACGCACACGCACACGCACACACACACACACAAAGACGCAAACAGCAAAGGGAGCUUUGGAAGAGGAUGUGAAACCUCUAUUAUAAAACUGAUCUGUUCAAUUACUGAAGGUUUUUUUCACAAGCAGCUCAAUCGCUUAGAUUUGAGGUUUUAGCAAUAACACAAGUUAUUUAUUUACAUGUGUAGUCAAUCACAUUUAAUUUACUUCUUAACGGUUAUGUUAAAAUGCUUAUUUAAUGUGAUCUCUCGCCUACAGGGCAAGAAAAGUCAAAUAUUCCUUCUGUCAUUUUAAACAUUAACGGAGUCAUUCCAAAUCCCGGGCAGUUUCUUUUCCAGAUGUUAAUCAUUUGUUUGUAUUUAUUUCACUAUUUGUUGUUAUGUACUCAAAGUCAGACCACAGGAUGUGAUCACAAGGGGACCUCAAGUACAUUAGUGUUUGAUUUUUGGAUGUAAUAACUUGUCAUAUAGCUGGAGCAUCGGUUACAACAACAACUCCUCAUACAACAGAAUAUACUGUACGUGUAGAUGUACUGCAACGGGAUUUUACUGAAGAUUGACUUGAAUAAUGAAAUGUUUCUCUGUAACUCCCUUUUAAUGAACGGAAGCUUUGUUCUCUUUGUUGUUGCUUGCUUCAUUAAUAAGAACAUUUUGUUAUCCUAA
Molecule: messenger RNA, 1574 nt
Organism: Labrus mixtus (cuckoo wrasse)
Lineage: Eukaryota; Metazoa; Chordata; Actinopteri; Labriformes; Labridae
Gene: tk2
Product: thymidine kinase 2
Exons: 10
Coding region: 202-888 (228 amino acids)
Biological process (GO): nucleobase-containing compound metabolic process
Cellular component (GO): cytoplasm; mitochondrion
Molecular function (GO): ATP binding; deoxynucleoside kinase activity
Source: RefSeq, a predicted model, not a curated record